This is a messenger RNA of Cornus florida, 531 nucleotides long. Its product is annotated as secreted RxLR effector protein 161-like. Bases 1 to 531 code for a protein of 176 amino acids. The record is from RefSeq and is a predicted model, not a curated record. The transcript has a single exon. NCBI's taxonomy places the organism in Eukaryota, Viridiplantae, Streptophyta, Magnoliopsida, Cornales, Cornaceae.
AUGAGUGAUAGCAAGUCUGUUUCAACACCAUUGUGUCCCAAUACCAAACUGUCACUUGAUUGUACUUCAAAAGCAGUUCCAUCCACACUUUACAGGUCUAUCAUUGGCAGUCUACUAUAUCUCACAGCUUCAAGACCUGAUAUAAUGUACUCAGUGGGAUUGGUAGCUAGAUUCCAAAGUAAUCCAAAAAUGUCUCAUCUCCAAGUUACCAAACGCAUUCUCAGAUAUGUUAAGGGCACAAUCUCUUAUGGUCUACGUUACAUUUUUUCACCAACAAUGUCUAUAGCUGCCUUUUCAGAUGCUGAUUGGGGUGGAUCCUUACCUGACAGAAAGAGUACUUCUGGUUGCUGUUAUAUUCUUGGUUCUAAUGUAGUCUCCUGGGUCAGUAAAAAACAAGAAACAGUUUUUCUAUCUACUUCAAAAGCUGAGUACAUAGCUACUUCUCAAGCUAGUUCUCAAUUACUUUGGAUGCAGUCUACCCUGACAGAUCUUGGACUCCACUUCUCCAUACCUCCCAAGCUUUUUUUAUGA